Messenger RNA from Vitrella brassicaformis, 4503 nucleotides. The record is from the annotation of a GenBank genome assembly. Lineage: Eukaryota; Vitrellaceae.
AUGCCGUGGCAGCGUCGCGUCUAUACCGCUCUCCCAAAGGCGAUGGCCUCCAUCAAAGGCAUUAUCACUACAGGUACCUACCUACAUCCACACACAUGGAUGCAGCCGGCGGCCAAGCUGACAUGUGUUCGUUUCGGUGCGGUGUGAACACACAGAGGGUGGACGUAGAUGAGGCCAUCUCUGUCUGCAGUGUGACCCUCCCUCCAUCGCACCCGCAUGGGGAGAGCGUCGCGAUGCCAAUACGCAUACGCGUCGUCUGCACAGCGCAACGAGGCCACAUACCCAUUGUUGUAUGGCGGGAUCUCCCGUAUCGCACGCACCUCUUGAUGGGCAUCCUCGCCGUCACAGCGACUCUAGAUACUUGCGCAACCACGUGACCUCGAAAUCCACACAUAUCUCUCUAUGGCUGAGAGGACCCUGAGGCUCGGCCCAGGGCUCCACGGCCAUGCUCACCCCUACGGCACGCGCCUGUGGUUGGUGAAAACACCACAAUGGAUGCAACAGUCAGUCGGCCUCGUUUGAGCCUCAUCUCUCCUGUGCCAGCCGGCAUGGCAUCUGAACGAAACACCGCAAUCCGAUGAGAGUGUAUCAGGGACGGAUGAGAUGAGGAUGCAUCUUCACCUCGACGAGGUGGAUCUCAUCUCGUCGAUGCUCUCCGAAGCCAUACCUUGAGCCAUACGAGGGGGAGAUCUGCAUCCGUGCUCUUGCUGUCGAGACUGGGCCCCCUGCAUGCAAAGAGGUGGCGGACGAGGGGCUACAGGAACUCUCUGAAGGCGUACAACAGCCACUGCAGACGUUCGCAUUACUCUCGGUGAGCAGCCCGUGGCCCUAGUCGACCGAAGAAGAGAGGAGCUGGAGGCGCCUUUCGUGCAUCAUGGGAUGUGUUGCUGUGUGUUGUGUGUCGCAGGUUGCAUUGAAUGGACCGUUCUUCGCGUCACUUUUGACGUGCGCGUCAAACGUCACCUGACGGGCGCGGCAAGUCAGAGGAAAGGUGACUCCUCAAGCAAGAUGAAGGGAACGAUGCACUGACUGUCGCUGUGCUCCUUUGAGUACUGUCUGCAGCCCGCUCGUAUCUACCAUCGUACCAUCGUACCAUCCUAUCGUUCGUUCGGGAGCAAAGCAGCGAAGGUAACGACGCACACAGACACUGUCAGACAUACAGUCAGUCAGACAGACAGACAGACAGACAGACAGACACAGACGCUGAAUGAGGCCAUCUGUGUUGGUGGAUGCAGGUCUCGCUCGUCGGUCUGUUCGUUUGUUUGCUUCCCAAGGCUCUCACUCACUCACUCACUCAUUCGGUCACACACACUCUCAGGUAGCUAACACACGCACUCUCAGACAGCGAGAAAGGUUGGUUAUCGCUUCGCUGUUGCCGUCCUUGGUUGUUUGCAGUGAUGACCGUUCUUUCUUCUCGACGGGUGGCAGUGGGGAGACGCGCACGGUACUCUACAUCGGCACGCAGGCCUCGCCCGAGGGUGCCCUGGCCCAGCUGGAGAUGUUCCGUGAGGCCGCACGAGUUGCCAGAGUGACGCACGCCAUCGGCUUCAUCGUCGAGGCGGCAAUUGUGCACGACCCGCAAUACGAGCCACUCAUGAAGGCCAUCUUCUCGACACCGGCCGGCGAUCGGCGCUCAACCGUCAUCUUCGUGGAGGGGGCCGAUUUCACCCUGGGGGACAACCCGGUGGCCAUCAUCUUCCCCGCAGACUCCACCAACGCCGACAUCCAGGCCACGCACACGGCCGUGCUCAGCUUCGGCAACACCGGGCUCCUGCAGGCGCUCAUCUUCCACAACACGGUCAAGACCAAGAUACAGCUGCAGGCGCUGGGCAUCCACGGCCUGGACAUCGGCGUGGCCGUGACGGACGUGGCCGCCAUGCCGUACAUGCAAUCCAACCUGUCGCCCUGGGUGCGGCAGGCCGCCUCCAGCAUCCCCGAGCAGGCCGACUUCCACUUCUUCUUCACGACCCGCUCGUGUGUGCCGGGCACCGGGGAUCUUCCGGAUGUCAUGCAGGUGCAGGACAUCAGUGUGGCGUGCCCUCACCAGGUGAUGACGGCCAUCCGCGCAUUCGAGCGCACCUACAGCUACGGGUUCAUGAUCAACGGCAUGAACGAGUAAGCAAGCCAACAGACCGGGAGACAGACGGGGGAGGCAGGCAAAGUCACCAUGGUGACACAUCUCUCUCUCUCUCUCUCUCUGUGUGUGUGUGUGUGUGUGUGUGUGUCUAGGCCGAACGACUGUGCAGCCGUCCUGUGCUUCUCGACCCCCACCAAGCAGCAGCCGUCGUUCAUGGCCAUCCCGAUCGACGCACUGGCCAAGGGCCUCUUCACCAAGGACGCGCUGAUACGCAUGCUCCUGUGUAUCACCAUGAAGCAGUGGAGUCUGGAGGACGAGGACGGCACCGACACGCCCCUGAUGGUCAAGAGAUUCUACGGCAAGUUCCGCGCCAACGUCGAGCACCUCAUGACGCAGAUCGCAGCACUCAACUCGGCCCAAGAGGCCACGCUAGCGCUCAAACAUGGACUGCAGCGCACUCUGGACGGUCAGCGGCUGCACAUCGUGGCUGCAUCCAUCCAUGUGUGCACGCCUGUCUGCCUGGUGUGUGCGUGGUGUGCUCUGCAGCGUUGGACCACAUCACGGCCUACUCCAAGACCAAGACGGAGAGGGCCUGCAUCUUCGCCAACCGCUACUACACGGAUCUGGCUGCGGAGGCUGAGAGGAAGGGUCUCCGCGUCAAGAGUCUUGACUUCAUCCCUGACGUCUUCCAGCCGGAGGCCAAGAUGAAGGAGAUCGGCUACGAAGCGGCUCUCCGGGCGCUCAUGGACAAGUUCGACGUCACCGACUUCUCUAAGGUCGUAUCGCAGGUGAGAAACGGGCAAAGGGCACACACACUCGUCCCUAUGGAAGAUGGUUGGUGUGUGUGUUGAGCUUCCCAGAGGCCCUCCCGCCCAGUUGAGCAAGAUUACAGCAACUUCUUCAGCUUCACAAUGCGUGACGCUACGGUAGAGUUCGACGAGUUCAAAAUGGAAGGUACGAUACACCCGCACGCACACACAACGAGUGCCCACACCCACGCAUGCAGGAUGAGUCCACUGUGCGUGCGAUCGAUAGGUCAGAGGGUCAGCGGCCGCGUGGUGAUCGGCGUUGACGGCGUCAUGGUCUUCGGCAAGGAGCCCCCCCCCGACUUGUCGCUCUUGGCCGACGAGAAGGAGCGCGAUGACGCCAUGGCCCGUUUCCGCGCCCGCCAAGCCUCUGAGCUCCAGAAGAUCAUGGAGAUCCAGGAGCCCGAGAAGAAAUGGCCAAACGUCAAGGACGAAGAGGGUGCGUGCCGGCACCACACAAGAUGGCAUACCGAGUCGGUCCAAUGUGUACGUGUGUGGUGUGUGUGUGUGUAUGUGUGAAUCAGCCUUUGCUGCCUUUGCUGCGCUGUUGAGCAGCGGCCCCUACACGGAUCUGCAGACGACCCUCCCCAGUGCCGGUCCCCCGGCCGAACACGAUGACACUGCCGAUGAGGAUGACGUUCAGGGGAUCUGACUGACUGACUCACUCACUCACUCACCGACCGACUGGUGUAUAUAUGUGUUGUCUAGGUCUGUCCGCCCUUCUUUGCCUUUUGUUUCCUGUGUGACGCGUAUGUGCGAUGCCUGCCUGCCUGCCUGCCUGCGAUGAGUGCAUGCAUAUGUAGCUGUGGUGUAUAGGUCUGUCUGUCUGUCUGUCUACCUAUCUGGCUGUGGUAUCCGCCUCGAUUCGUGACCGCCACACCACACGCCCAAUCUGCGUGCUUGGUCUUGUCUGCUGUGCGUUCGGUCUUCCCUUCUCGCAUACCAGACAGAGACAGCCGCAUCUCAACACCUUCUUUUGCCUCAGUCGCACAUGCAGUGGCCCGUGAGCAACAACCAGCUUGCCUGCAUGGGAUGGAAUGACACGGGUGAGGGAUUUUACCGCAUUCAUCCUGUUGGCCAACCCGGUCUGCCGGCUGACAUGCAGUGAUAGACUGACUGGUGAUAUGCGGGCGUGGCGCUCUCUCCUCUCUGGUGCACAUGCACUCCUCUCUCUCUCUGCAUUGAUGCCACCUUACCGCUGCGCAUGUGUGAUGGUUGUGGUUGAUUUGUGGCAGCCAGCGAGCCAGACAGCGAAUCUUGCUUCAUGCAUGUGGGCAGCUGGCAUGUCAUGGCUCGUCUGCGUGUCUGUCUGUCUGUCCGUCUGGCCGCGUGGACGUACGUGUGUAUGCAUGCAAUUGGAAUGGCCGCCCACCCAUCUCGGUUUCAUGCUCGCACAUACGUAUCAGCGCCGUGUAUGAUUGCAGAGAGGCCAUCUUUUUUGAAGAACGGCGGUGUGUCUGACUGGUUGAAUUCGAAAGGAGGCUGCCUGUACGAUGGAGGUGUCGCAUUGGGGGCGCAAAACGACAGAGCAGUCUACACGGGUGUCUACCUGCCUUAAUCAUGGUGUACUCGUGCAGCGCUCGAUGGCCGACGCACUACACCUCGUGUAUAGCCACACAC